This is a messenger RNA of Xylaria bambusicola, 1203 nucleotides long. Its product is annotated as methyltransferase domain protein. The coding region runs from base 165 to 902 and encodes 245 amino acids. Gene Ontology annotation, molecular function: S-adenosylmethionine-dependent methyltransferase activity. The record is from RefSeq and is a predicted model, not a curated record. NCBI's taxonomy places the organism in Eukaryota, Fungi, Ascomycota, Sordariomycetes, Xylariales, Xylariaceae. The transcript has a single exon.
ACAGAGCCUUACACUGCUGCAUGAUUUAUCGAAGAGAUGAUUGUUUAUCAUUACUUCUGCCUCUAGGUGUUCGACAUGAUCAUUAGCUUAUUACGCGCUCAAGACACUUGCAUGACCAUUUCAGUAUACAAGCGCGGAAGCGACUCGUCUUCGUUCAACCCGAAAUGUCACAGAACGUUUACGACCAGAGCGAGUUCUUCGAGAACUACGUAAAGCUAGAUCGGCAGACAAAGGGAUUGGAUGGCGCACCCGAGUGGCCGCGCCUACGCGAGAUGUUGCCCACCCUCAAAGAAGCACAGGUGUUGGACCUCGGGUGUGGGUUCGGAUGGUUCUCGCGUUUCGCGCGUUCAGGGGGUGCCGCGCGCGUACGAGGCAUUGACCUCUCCGAGAAAAUGCUAGAAAAAGCGCACAGCAUGACGGCGGACGAUGGUAUUGCGUACGAGCAGGCAGACCUUGAGAACCUCACGCUUCCCGACGAUGAGUACGAUGUGGUGUAUAGCUCGCUCACGUUCCACUACCUCACCAAUCUUCCGAGUCUAGUGGCGGAGAUCAGCAGAAGUUUGAAGCGCGGCGGCCGAUUUGUCUUCUCAGUUGAGCAUCCGCUGUUCACAGCGCCGACCACGCCGAGUCUUGUUGUGGUGGACGAGGAUACUGGACGUAAAGCUUGGCAAGUCGACGCCUAUCAACAAGAGGGGUUGCGGACCAGGAGCUGGUUCGUCGAGGGGGUUCACAAACAACACCGUACUAUGAGUACGUACAUCAAUCUGUUACUGAGCUCCGGUUUCCGGUUGACGGACUUCGUGGAAUGGUGUCCCUCGCAAGAGGAAUUGAAGAGUAACCCGGGCUGGGACGUCGAGCUGAUCCGGCCCACGUUCUUGUUAGUGGGAGCUGUGAAGGACUGAUCAACCAGGCAGGUAAAAGGAAGGAAUGAAGAGAAAAAAGCCGCGAGCAUUGAAAACUACAUCUUGUGCGUAAGAGAUGUCAUGACCACCGCUAUCUGAUGCCACAAUCCAAAACCCGGAGAUUUCUGUUCAUUUGAGGAUUCUUCAGUAUAACACCUCUAAAUAGGUCUUGUUUCCUACAGGUUUGGCAUGAGAUGAAUUUGCUAGCAUUCAAGUAGCAACAUAGUCACAAAGUAUACCUGAGUUAUCAUUUUAUUAUGUAGAGUCUAGAUAUAAUCCCAGUAUACAUGUGCAUGCUUUA